CCUCUAAACUAAUCAUAUCAUUGUUUCAAACUUUGUCAGAAGAGCGUUCGAGAAGCAGAAGCAGUGACUCCAGUUUUGAGGCUAUUUACACAAAGAACAAAUUCCUUGACGAAAGGGAUGCUGCUGUUGUUGUCAGUGUCCGUGCUGUAAAAGCUAAUCAGAAAGAUCUGGGAUACCAAGUUGUUGUUUAUGUUGACAAACCAAAUGCCAGACUUCAGAUCAUCCUGUAUCCUUUGUCUGGAAGCAACUGGAAACUGUGUGCUGAUGGAGUUUUGCUGAGCAAGCACAAAGUCUCUGCUAAGCUUGCCUGGGGAGCUGAAUGCAAAGAGUACAGCACCAUGAUCACUGGUGAAACUGGUCUAGUCAGUUCAAGUCCUGCCACUCGCCUCAGAGUGUCCUGGGAAAAACUACCCUCCUACGUUAAACGCUAUGCAGAGAAGGCUUAUGACUACAUGCCCAACAAAAUGCUGGCUGACUUGAUCAAAGCAAAGAGUGGAAAUAGCACCAGGCAGCUUUCUUUCACUAUUGUUGCAGAAUCUGAGAAGUCCAUUGAACUUAUUGCAAAAACACCAAGGCGCACUUCUUACAACAUGACUUUGCAUCUUCCCAUCACCCUUCCACUUCAAGAGCUCAAAACCCUUACCCCCUUUGAGGAGGUUAUUGAUAAAGCCCACUAUGUCUUUGCUAAGGCUGUUGCAGUCGAAUGCAGUUUGAACAAUGACACACUCAGAACAUUUAACAACAGAAGAUACAAGAACAAGAUGCCAGAGUCUUGCUACCAGGUUCUUGCAUAGGACUGUACUGAGGAGCUGAAAUUCAUGGUCCUACAAAUGAAAGACUCCACCCAACAGAACCACCUUAAUGUGAAGAUUGCUGACAUGUGAGUUAUUG
Molecule: messenger RNA, 891 nt
Organism: Oryzias melastigma (Indian medaka)
Lineage: Eukaryota; Metazoa; Chordata; Actinopteri; Beloniformes; Adrianichthyidae
Product: vitellogenin-1-like
Exons: 6
Coding region: 339-794 (151 amino acids)
Biological process (GO): lipid transport
Molecular function (GO): lipid carrier activity
Source: RefSeq, a predicted model, not a curated record